Molecule: messenger RNA, 3946 nt
Organism: Epinephelus lanceolatus (giant grouper)
Lineage: Eukaryota; Metazoa; Chordata; Actinopteri; Perciformes; Serranidae
Gene: tgfb2
Product: transforming growth factor, beta 2
Biological process (GO): regulation of cell population proliferation; transforming growth factor beta receptor signaling pathway
Cellular component (GO): extracellular region
Molecular function (GO): transforming growth factor beta receptor binding; growth factor activity; cytokine activity
Source: RefSeq, a predicted model, not a curated record
UGGCCGUUGCGGCGCUGUCCCAAUGGGCACGGUGAGCACUCCUAUUUACAAGAAAUCGUCUCGUAACGUGGAAUUGAAGGGGUUCCCUUCUCCGACAGUGAUGACCACAAUCUCUGUUUGAAGCGGGCGGAGGGGGGAGCAUGUGGUAACUUUAGUCUUUUUUAAAUCUCCUACAAGCGACCACUACUGUCCGCUUGGCACGCGUAAAAGAAGAGUGGUUCCCCAACUAGAUGGGUUGAGGGAGACGCGUGAAAGCGCUAUGCAGUCGCACCGAAUGCAGCUCUGAGGUGUGAUUUUUUUCCUUUUGAACCACUUUUAAAGGAAGACGCGUUCAUCGUGAAUUCACAGUUUCCUAUGGAUAUUUGAUUUCGCCUUAACGCCUCAGCCAAGCUUGCGAAGUUUACACCUUGCGCCCCCCACUCAACGUUAGGACCGCGUCUGAGUUCGGAUGUUUAUCAAGCAACCUUCUGAUAUGUCUGAGAAUAAAAAGCACAGACUUGCGUGUCAAGACACUAAAGUCUGACGGAUUAAACCCUCGGGAGUCCGGGCUGGUAUUAGCUGUGGUGCGGAGAGCUGCGAGCCGAGCGCUCUAAUGCGGUGGGGGUGUGCGCAAUCCCGCAGGCUAUACGUCUGUGCGUCCCGCUGAUGAUAACCUCAGCUGUUUUUAACUCUCCUCUUUUCAUCCAUAUAGUUCAGACUCGUCGGAUUUCCGCACGUCUACCUGCACUUUUAUGCACUCUCGCUGUGCGUUUACCGUCAUCCGGGAAUAGAUCCGUGCGAUCCCUUCCGACUGAAUAACGGAUCUAUUUUUGUGUCGAGACCGUUGAAUGGAUUUUCAGGUACACUUAGCUGAAACUGGGGAAUUGGAACCAUACGAUUUUCAAAACAUUGUUCGGGGCCACUUGGCUCGUGUGCCCAAGAAAUGCGUCUCUCUGGCGACAUUUAAAUCGCUUCGGUUAAUACUUUUCUGAGUCUGAUUUUUAUUUUAUUUUUUUGAGAUAUUAAGACAUUGGAGGAUAAGAUGAACCUGUGCAUCGUCAGUCUUCUCCUCACUCUGGAUUUAGCCACCGUGGCACUCAGUUUGUCCACAUGCAGCACGCUGGACAUGGAUCAGUUCAAAAAGAAGCGUAUCGAGGCCAUCCGAGGGCAGAUCCUGAGCAAGCUGAAGCUUAGCAGCCCACCUGAGGACUUCCCCGAUCCGGAGGAGGUGUCUCGGGACAUUGUCGCCAUUUACAACAGCACCCGCGACCUGCUGCAAGAGAAGGCGAACGAACGGGCGGCGACGUGUGAGCGGCAGCGGAGCGAGGAGGAGUAUUACGCCAAGGAAGUGCAUAAGAUCGACAUGCAGCCAUUCUACCCCUCAGAAAAUGUCAUCUCUCCUACACACUUCAACCCUUACUUCAGGCGGCUGACAUUUGAUGUGUCCUCCAUGGAGAAGAACGCCUCCAACCUGGUGAAGGCUGAACUCAGGAUCUUCCGUCUUCAAAACCACGGGGCGAGAGUGUCAGAGCAGCGCAUCGAACUUUACCAGAUUUUAGGACACAAAGACCUGACAUCUCCUACACAACGAUAUAUUGACAGCAAGGUGGUACGAACACAAACAGAGGGAGAGUGGCUGUCCUUUGACGUGACAGAGGCAGUGAGCGAAUGGCUGAACCACAGAGACAGAAACAGUGGAUUCAAGAUCAGCCUGCAUUGCCCCUGCUGCACGUUUGUACCAUCAAAUAACUACAUUAUUCCCAACAAGAGUGAGGAGCUGGAGGCACGGUUUGCAGGUAUCGAUGACAGCUUCAUUCACAGUGGUGACCUAAAGGUGUUUAAGAAGCGGCGACACAGCACUCGGGCUCCACACCUUCUCCUCAUGCUGCUGCCUUCAUACCGGCUGGAGUCCCAGUCCCAGUCCCAGCACCCGAACCAUCGGUCCAAGAGAGCCCUGGACGCUGCCUACUGCUCUAGAAACGUUCAGGACAAUUGCUGCUUACGGUCACUCUACAUUGAUUUUAAGAAGGAUUUGGGCUGGAGGUGGAUCCACGAGCCAAAGGGCUAUGAGGCCAACUUCUGUGCCGGGGCCUGUCCGUAUCUGUGGAGUGCCGACACCCAGCAUUCCAAGGUGUUAGGCCUGUAUAACACCAUCAACCCUGAAGCAUCAGCCUCACCCUGUUGCGUUUCCCAGGACUUGGAGCCCCUCACCAUCCUCUACUACAUUGGGAAGACCCCAAAAAUAGAGCAGCUCUCCAACAUGAAGGUUAAGUCCUGCAAGUGCAGCUAGAAGCCCUUACAAACCACCUCUCUCUCUCUCUCCCUGUCUCUCUCUCUCUCUCUCUCUCUCUCUAUCUCUCUCUCUCUCUCUCCUUCCUUCAGACAAACACACAUACGUAUCCACACAUACAGUGGAUUUGGACAAACAUGAAGUCAAACCGCAACUGUACUUUCUCUUCGAUGCACCAUUAUAUUCACAGCAGUCAGGAGUGGAGUGCUGGAGAAACGAGUUACAGACCAAUUCAGUGCUAGUUCAGUGCAUACUCAAUAUACAGGAGCAGUGCUGUCAUGACACCAAAAACAUGUCUUUGAUACCAAUGCUGAGUACCAGCAAUAUGGUGAUACAUACUUUUCAUGAGGCUUAGGGGCCGUACACGUGCCACAUCUUUAACCGCCUGGAAAAUGUGAGGUUGGGUCCUCGGUGUUACUCUUGUGCCUAUUCUGGCACACUGUCACGAGUGUGGAGGCAGGUUGCUAAACAAACAUUACAAGUAUCGUAUCAUAGCCUACUUAGCUAAAAUUCUGAGUGAGGAGCUGAUGUCCUUUCAGGCGCUGUUUAUUAAGUGUGUUGGCCUAAAAUAUUGUCCAUAGGUAGCCCUGCACUAAAUUGGUCAACUUCUCAAUAUGUACCACAGACCGAUCUUUGCGGAAGAAGGGAAAGAUGCAUGUCACGACACCGUUGCUGUGACGUUUGAAUGCAUCCACUGUGUGUCUACAUCAAAAACAAUGGAUCAGAGGGCACAAAAAAAUGCAGCAUACAUAGGCCCCCUAAAGAGUCUUCAGUCUGUUGUAGGGUUGUCCCAUAUAUCAUUGUUUAGGUACCAGAACUUAGGUAGUAAUUGAGAGCAAAGCUUUGGCCAGCCGUGGGGGCUGGGGUGCAUAUUAUUAUCACAAGUGCUCAUAAUAUUAGGUUCAGAAUCGGAGACAACCCCUGAAAAGCGGCAUGAAACAGAAGCACAAACACAGCAACAAAUUUCAGAUUUAGAACUUUAGGCAUGUGAUACUAAUAGUUAGCCCUGUCACUGUGUGUGUGUGCGAGUGGACUUGCUGUUAGGAGAAGUUUGCCUUCAGGACUUUCUGUCAGAAAGGGAUUUCCUCGUUAAGGUUAGGAAAUAGUAGCCUAGGUUAAAAUGAAUACAACUUUGGAACCCAUUGUCCUCCAGUCUGAAGAUGAAAAGCCUCUUGGGGCAAGGGCCUAUAUUUUGGGAUGAUCUGGUGUAGCUAGUAGAUAUCUGAGAUAUCAUUUUGUCUAAUCCUUAUAAACAGAUAUCUGCAAAUGAAUGCAAUAAAUUAAAAACAAAAAAGCUAAUAUAGAGCUAACUCACCAUCAGACGAUAGCUUAUUGGUUCUGAGACUGCAUUUUGGCCAAUGUGUUCCACCUCUCCAUUGGUCUGUUCACCUGUAGUUCAAACAUGAUCGGCCAAUACUGCUUGGAUUACAGACAGAAACAUCAAAAACUGUGAUGCAAGAAUCUUUUCCUGUUGUCUACAGAUCCUGCAUACAUCUGCAGAUACUGUUUGUAGUUAUUAAAAUGAAUAAAGCCCUAAUGGCAAAUUUCUCCUGUAUGCAGCGGACUCUCACGAUAAACGAAGAGAGAGCGGAGCAAUUAGUUGCUGAGUGACUCAAGAUGCUACAAUAACAAUUUUUUUUUUUUUUACAUAUUUUAGAUAAUUAAAAAAAAAGGAAU